Saprolegnia diclina VS20 is the source of this 1752-nucleotide messenger RNA. RefSeq lists its product as hypothetical. Gene Ontology annotation, molecular function: RNA binding. The record is from RefSeq and is a predicted model, not a curated record. The transcript has 3 exons. NCBI's taxonomy places the organism in Eukaryota, Oomycota, Saprolegniomycetes, Saprolegniales, Saprolegniaceae. The coding region runs from base 110 to 1642 and encodes 510 amino acids.
GGCAGUCUCUGCGGUCAUUUGCUCUUACGUUGCCGUACUCGCAUCUACCGCCUCUGCGCCGAGGCCGUCGAUACCCCCCAGUACUAGACUACUACCACCUACCAUCGCCAUGGAGAGCUACACGGAGCCGCUGGACGUCUCGAUGAUGGCGCCGCUGCCGCAGCUGGUCCACACGCCCAUUGAUGUGGACAUCUCGUGCCUCUCGCUGCAUGGGCCGCCGCUCGCGCAGCCCGAAGCCGAGCCCUUGCUCUCGCCGUCGCACGCGCUGCCGACAGUGCUGCCCGCGACCUUUCUGCGUACGAUCUGCGACCAGCUCGAGUUUUACUUUUGCGACGACAACCUCCUCGGCGACCUCUUCUUGCUGAAGAACAUGAACGCGCACGGCUACGUCAAGCUCGAGCUGCUCGCGACCUUUGGCCGCGUCAAGAAGCUCACGACCGACAUUGCGCUCCUCCAGCAAGCGCUCGAGCUCUCGACCAAGCUCCUCUUGAGCGAAGAAGGCGCGAGUGUGUGCCGCAAGGACCCGCUGCCGUACGACCAGACGUACCAUGGCAAGCUGUCGCGCACUGCGAUUGCGUACAACCUCGCCGAAGACGCGAGCAUUGCGAGCCUCAAGGACACCUUCCGCACGUGCGGCGAAAUCACGUACCUCCGCCUCCUCAAGAAGAACGGCGCGACCGGCCGCAACGCGGUGCUCAAGCCGCCCGUCAUUUCCGGCGAAACGUAUGCGAUCAUUGAGUUUAUCGACGCCGAGAUGGCCAACCACGCCGUCUUGACGCUCUCGGACCAGUACAACUGGCGCACGGGCAUGCAGGUCGUGCUCUUUGAUGGCACGACCACCGACAAGCUCAAGCAGCGUAUGUUUCCGGUCGAAGUCGACCGACGCCGCGCCAAGUCGGCCGCGGCGGCGUUCCAGUCGACGAACGGCGGCGGCUCCAACUCGGCCUCGAGCUCGCCCCGCGCCGGCAACAAGUCGGCCCCGAUUCACGUCGAGUCGGUGGGCGAGGGCCUCAACGACCUCAGCGAAGGCAAAGUGAGCACGGGCGUUGUCUACUCGAUCCGUGGCGCCGGCGGCCUCAUCACGCCCGCCCGCCAAGACGGCUCGUCGAUCAGCUUCCGCCUCGUGCCCGACGAAGACGGCUCGAUUGACAUUUUCCAAGGCGACUACGUUUCCUUUACAGUCGGCAAAAACAAGAAGAGCGGACGCAAAUACGCAUCGAAAGUCAAGCUCGAGUACCGCCCGCCGAGCGUGCACGCAGCUGCGACCGCGCCGCCCACCCGCCACGAGAACCACCACACGUCCAUGGCCAAUGGCGAGCGCAGCCGCGCCCGCACGAUGGGCAACGACGCUGCGACGCCCUUUACGCGCGGCCGGUCGUCGUCGUCAGGCCAGCGGCCGCAGCGCUUGCCGCUCAAGAGCCCGGACGCGGUCGACUCUGCGAUCGCGCAGGCCUUUCGGCAAGCGGCCGGCCCCGACGGCACGCGCGGCUUUGGCCGCGCACGGGGCCCACUCCCGGCCAAGAAGGAGCCCGGCUUGAGUGCGUCGUUUGCAGCCGACCUCGCGGGCCGUCGCCGGGCGGCGUCGUCGGGCGCGCCGCCGCCGCCCAGCUUUUUCGGCUCGGGCAAUGGCUUUGCUUUCUAAACCGACCAGUUCGGUUGGUGCGACGUUGGCCACGUACGACUUCUUAUGACAACAUAUUGUGUAUACCGCAUUGCUCCCCAACGUAUAAUGUACAACUUCUUCUUUGCCCA